Molecule: messenger RNA, 4321 nt
Organism: Monomorium pharaonis (pharaoh ant)
Lineage: Eukaryota; Metazoa; Arthropoda; Insecta; Hymenoptera; Formicidae
Product: F-box protein SKIP2
Exons: 7
Coding region: 426-2336 (636 amino acids)
Biological process (GO): SCF-dependent proteasomal ubiquitin-dependent protein catabolic process
Cellular component (GO): SCF ubiquitin ligase complex
Molecular function (GO): protein binding; RNA binding
Source: RefSeq, a predicted model, not a curated record
GGCGACGCGAACAAACCAUGAAAAUGAGCGUCAAGCGUCAGCGUGAAAAGGCACCUUUAUGUUUUUCCACCAUGGUUGAAAUGUAAAUGGCGUCUGCUAGCAUUAGCUUUAUUGCGCAUGUAUCGGUGUAUCUGAUGUAUCUCUCAACUCAACAGUCUUCUAUGGUUUUAUGCAAAAUUUGGCGAUCUCCGGUCCGCUCCUUCGGCUCGAGCUCGAGCCGCUUGGCUCACUUGGCUCGAGUACUCUUUUCUUGGGUGUUUCGAGUUCGAGAUAGUUUUGAUUUUCUCAGCCUCAUAGAAUUCACAGAAAUUGCGGUUACGCGAACCGUUCUCGUACAUAAUAUCAGUGGCGACAGACUAUAUGGAAAAUAGAGGUACAAGAAACACGAUAUAAAAAGGCAAUUAUUUACAAAAUUAAAAUCAACAAUGGAUGAUACUUUAGAAAUUGAUUAUGCUGAAAUGCUUCAUCACAUAAGCGUAGUUGUAUCGGAAGAUUGCCAACGUACGCCUUUGGAAAUGAUAGAUGGUGUGCCAAUACGAAAAUUGUUUGUCAGUAAUUUGGCUGAAAGGACAACUUUCAAGGACUUGCGCAAUUACUUUUCUACAUAUGGAAACGUCGAAAGUUGUUAUUUACGUAGAAAUCAAGGGAAAAGUAACUAUGCAUUUGUCACGUUUACUAAAGUGACAGAUGCAGUAACAGCAAUGCAAGACGGUAGUAGAAAACAAAUAAGAUUGCACAAUCGAGAUUUAAGGGUGAUGGCUGCUGAUUCUUGGCAUCAACCUGACAGUAUGGAACAGAGGUUGUACAAUAUGGGAAAAGAGUCAAAUAAAAAUAGCGAAAGAAAAGUCACCACGGAACAAUACGUUCCUAAGUAUUUGCAAAAUGAUAGCGAAAAUGUAUCGAUUCAUAUGCUGAAUGACGAUUGUCUGAGACAUAUCUUUCUAUUUUUGCCAAUUGUAGACAGAGUCCGUAUAGAGUUAGUUUGCAAACGCUGGCGAGAUUUAAGCCAAGAUUCCUGGCACAUGACCAAAACAUUGGAUCUCUCACCAUCUACAUGGGGUUUCUUAUACACACAUACCAUCCAUACAGCAUUGCUGCGUAAAAUAUUGCUAAAAUGUGGCAGAUUUUUAACACAAAUCAACUUAAAUAAUCCAAUUCAUUGUUUAAGUCAAAGCACUUUGACUAUUAUUGGAAAACUUUGCCCUAAUCUUACAAAUAUUGAUGUUACCGCACUGACAGUUUGCGCGUCAGGUAUACGUACAUUAGCAAAUAACUGUAGAAAUAUAACCAAGUUCAAUUUAGGCCCAUCCACAUACUGUUGUGAUAAUGAGUUAAAGUGUCUCUUUAAGCUAAAUCAAAACUUGGAAUAUCUUGCGAUAAGCAAAAAUGGAAUUUUGGGAAAAUCUUUGUUAUGCUUACCAGAGAAAACUAUUCAUACAGUUAUAUUAGACAACUGCAACUAUCUUCAGGACAAUCAUCUCUCGAUGGCAUUAAGAAAACUCGAAAAUUUAAAACAUCUUACGAUAAACGAAUGUGUCGGCAUAGCUAAACACACGUUGGAAGUUGUCGGUCAGCAUUGCAAGAAUCUAAGAACAUUGGAGCUUGAUGGUGACUUUCCCUCCGCACAAACUGCAGAUAUGUCAUAUUUAAUUCAUCUCGUUAAUCUGCAAGUUUUAAAAAUCACAUACAACCCCAAAGUAUCGGAUGAUUUCCUUACUGACUUGGUACAACAUUGUCAGCAGCUUAUCAACAUAGACAUUACAGGUUGCGACAACGUGACUGACGCUGGGUUAGCUGCUAUCGCUACGUUAGAAAAGCUAGAAAAAUUAAUUGUUAGUUAUAUGUAUCAAAUUACCGACGAAGGUUUAAAAAACAUGUGUGGCUUAAGAGAAUUGGAAUGCCGAGGAUGUCUAUUUAGUGAUCGGGGCGUGACAAUGCUCAUCAAGUCUUCGCCCCAAUUACAAUUGUUGGAUCUUUCCGGAUGUAGGAAUAUUAAAGACACCACUCUCGAGGUUGCCAAGGAUGCUUGCAACACUCGAGCGAAUAACGUCAUGUUGAAGAUGAUCGUGGGAGGCACAGCAAUUCUCGCAAAGAAAGAAAUAGGCCAAGAAAGACUACCACCGCUAUUGCACAUAGUGAACGUUGACUUGUCCGAUUUUAGUAGUGUAUCUAAUAUGUAUCUCGUGGACGAUCUGGAUUCUUGGUACGAUGGAAAUUCAGAUUAUACAGAAUAUUCCGAUUAUAUAGAAUAUUCAGACUAUACGGAAUAUUCGGAAGAUGAUUAUAGAGAACCUAACGAAUUAGAUAAUUAUUUGUAUAACGAUUUAGAUUCUUAAGAUUAUAUCUGUAUCAUAAUUUUCCAUGGUUUUAUAGUACUGAUUUUUUCUAUUCUCUAUUAUAACCUUAUGAUCAUUGAGGUUCCUAAGAAUUCACACAUCUCAUUACGUACCGAUUGGCUCUACAGAUACUUAUUUCCUUGUAUACAAUGCUACUAUCAAAUGAUGAACACGAAACACACGCACGCACAAAAAAAUAUAUCUACACGUGUACAUGUUAUACAAAGUAUUAUGUGAUUAUUAAGUGCAAUAAAAUUAAGUUCAGCAAAUGUAAAUUCACCUAUAUUUAUGAUACACCAAUUAUGAUCGUACGUACCUGGAUGUGUUUUAUCAGGCAACGUUCUAUUUUCUUCCCUCUUUCAAUAACGUUUACAUACGCCUGCAUUCGGGUUUUCAGAUAUCGAGCAUAGAAUUACAACAUCGAUGAUUUUAUUGUAUUUAUAAUUAAUAACGUUUAGACAAUGAAUCGAUACAACUGCAAUUAUUAUGCACAUAUAUUCAACAAGGAAUGUGCACAUAUUUUAAUAAGUGCUAUAGGAAUUACGAACUUUGCGCAAAAUUAUGAAUCAUUAUUUGAUAAAAUUGCUAAAUUAUAUUAGCAUUUUCAUAUACUGUAUGAUACGAUCUUUUCGUCAAGAUAUCUUUUAAUCCUGUCUGUGUGUGUGUGUGUGCGUGCGCACGUGUGUACACACACACACACACACACACACACACAUACAUACAUACAUACAUACACAUACAUACACUCAUAGAUAAUAUAUUGUCUUCCUAUAUCAUAUAGAUAAUAGAAACCAUUUUACAACAAUGUAUGCAUUAUAUGCGUUUGUCCUUACUAUUAAAAUUAUUGUGUUGCCGUUGAUCGUGAUAUAAACGUAACAUGAUUUUAAUUCUUGAGCGUCUUACGCUCUCACAUACACACAUGGAGAAGUAUCUCACACGGUACAUAAGUAUUAUGAUACACUCGUAAUACUCGUCUUCAAUCCAGUGAUUUUUAAGCCAACUUGUAGACAAUUAUAUCCAAUAUAAGAGUCUAAUUUGUAGUAGAUUACAUCUACAAAAUAUAUUCAGCAUAAGACAUUGUAACGAAUGACAAAUCGAUCGUAAUAUUUUCGUGAUUUAGUUUUUAUUCGCAAUCUAUUCGUGUUUCCUUACGAUUCUAUUGCACUGGUUAUGUACUUUCGCUACCGAUGUAAUGUGUUCAGUCCGUCAACUUUUAUAUCAGUAACAAUGUAAUCAUUGGUUAAGUGCUGCAUGAUUAAAUGUCUGUUUAAAUAUGCGAAAAAUUGCAUUAAUGUACAUUUAAUGGGGCAUAUGAGAAGAUAGAAUAUGAAAGAUGACGAGGCAAUGUUGAAAUAAAAAGUAUUUCAAUCAGCAUUUAAAUUUUAAUUUUUCAAUUAACGAUGAAUUUCAAGUUGGCCAACAACCGUAAAAUAGCAAGACGUUUUUUAAAUACAUUUAUAAAAAUUGUACAAUAAGAUCCGACAUGCAAUUGGACGCACAAAAGUCAAUCUUUGUUGGGUGAUGUGUUUGUGUGUGUGUGUGCGUGCGCGUGCGCGCACACAGCACGUAUGAACACACACACACACACAAACAUUUGGAUCAUUGGAUUCAUCGAUAGAUAAUAAUAAUAAAUGAGAAAACAUGUAUAUUUUUACUACUAUUUAUCAACAAAAUGAAAAUGUGAGAUACUUCACUUUAUUUCUAUCAUGUUUUUAUAUGUAUAAAUUAAUGUAAAAUACCAAUAAUAAAUCCAGUCUUCAUUGCAUAUUUAGCACUAGAAAGAAAUAAAAAAUAUCACCCACUGCACGCACAUAUAUUUUGCAGCAAAGAAUUUGUAAUAUUCUAAAUUCUAUCGAGUAUGUAAAUAGUUCAAAUUGUAUUACCAAAUACUUGAUUAUAAUGCAAAUGUAAUGCGAUUAUGUGUGAAAAAUUAGACAAGUUUUCUUUUAUUUUGUACGUUUGCCAAUGUUUCGAAGAAUCCAUUA